AUGGAUGUCUAUGACUUGACAAGAAAGAAGAGGCCUACCCACCUUACACUUGGGCAGUCGGCCAGUUCAGAAUCUGCCACUACCCUGGGGAUGCUCAAUGCUACCCCCAUGCAACCAAAUUCAACCAUAAGAGCUCACCGCAUACCAGAUGUCGUCUCUGGUCCUCCAAACCGAGAUCAUUGGAAGCUAAUUCAACAAUUGCCUUAUAAUCAGCCUGAUGCAGAUUCACUUCAAUGUGCUUCACCAGACUGUCAGACUGCAUUUGGGUUAUUUGAACGAAGGCACCACUGUAGAAAAUGCGGAGACAUAUUUUGCUCUGCCCAUUGUUCAAACUACUUCCGACUUGACCACGCUUCACAGUUUCAUCUCCGUGGUCUCUUGUCGCGGGGCUGUGAUGCCUGUGCUGGCGAUUAUAAACAGUGGCAGGAUGCUAUGGUUAGGACAAAAUCUAGACAGGUUAAGAAAGAGGAACCAAAGACAGAAGAAAGGGUAAAAAGACGUACCUUGAUCAUGACCCAACAACCACAGGCUAUGGAAGGAGUGACUGAAUUAGGAAGAGAUGACAUUGUACAGUCAGACCAAUCCUCGUCUUCUUCACCGACUACUCCGCGGCCCAGGGGUAUUGCUAUCAGACACACGGCAAAUAAUGAGCAUGCUCCAUUGCACCCUAUACUAUCCGUGCCUGCUGAUUGGCAAUGGUCAACAUUUUAG
This is a messenger RNA of Phycomyces blakesleeanus NRRL 1555(-), 711 nucleotides long. RefSeq lists its product as hypothetical. Gene Ontology annotation, cellular component: ESCRT-0 complex. The record is from RefSeq and is a predicted model, not a curated record. Bases 1 to 711 code for a protein of 236 amino acids. Gene Ontology annotation, molecular function: phosphatidylinositol-3-phosphate binding; ubiquitin binding; metal ion binding. The transcript has 4 exons. Lineage: Eukaryota; Fungi; Mucoromycota; Mucoromycetes; Mucorales; Phycomycetaceae. Gene Ontology annotation, biological process: protein targeting to vacuole; protein transport to vacuole involved in ubiquitin-dependent protein catabolic process via the multivesicular body sorting pathway.